AUGUCUCCCGUUGAAUCCAUACCCUACUAUCCAGACCGUGCACAAUAUGAUGCUCGGGUUCUUGACCACUUGCAGAGGCAACCUGCCCAGGCAGCUCUUCCCGCUGGCUUUCCUGCAGAACUGGACUCGGAUAUGGUCUGGGAAGGAAGUGAUCUGAAUCUAGAGGAAUCUGCCCAAGAAAACCGGACCAAGCUCAUGGUUUUGAAUACCUCGCAGUUGGCUGAGAUUGAUGCGGCUCUAAGUUAUUUUCAGACACUGAGCAAGUCCAUGCAUGAACUUGAUCCAUCCACUUUCCCCUCCCCCUCACUGCACCCUGUUCUCCGUGCUGUAUCGGACAAUCUACACUAUGGGUACGGCUUCACCCUGAUCCGUGGAAUCCCAGUCACCCAAUACACUCGGGAAGAGAACAUGAUCAUCUACGUUGGUGUCUCGGCCCAUAUCGCCUCCAAUCGGGGCCUCAUCAACCUUCGCAGCUUGGAAGACAAGCAGCAGAAUUUCUCCCUAGCCGCUUACUCUGAUGGCGAAGUCAUCUUCCACACUGAUGUGGGGGAUAUUGUGUCACUUUUUACAUUGGACGAAGCAGCGUCUGGCGGCGAAAGCCUGUUGGCCAGUGGGUGGAGAGUGUAUAACGAACUGGCCAAGAACCGGCCUGAUCUUAUUCGUGUCCUGGCAGAGGACUGGCCUAUUCCAAAUGGAAAACAACCUGAUAUCGUCACCCACCGGCCGCUUUUAUUCUACCAGCCUCCUGCAGGCGAUGCCCCGGAACGAAGAAAUCUACUCAACUCCGCGCAGGCAGAGGCAUUAGACGCCCUCCACUUUCUGGCCGAAAAGUUCCACGUUUCCAUGCAGCUGCAAAGAGGUGAUAUGCAGUUUAUCAACAAUAUGAGCAUGAUCCACGCGCGAAACAGCUAUCAGGAUGAUGAGAAUCAUACGCGCUACCUUCUACGGCUGUGGCUUCGGGAUCCCGAAAAUGCAUGGACAGCACCAGAACCACUGCAAGCGCGAAAGUCCCGGCUCUACGAUGAAGAGUUCUCAUAUGGACCCCAGGUUUUUCCAUUAGAUCCCAGCGCCAGAUCGGCUCCGCCCAGUUGA
Messenger RNA from Aspergillus wentii DTO 134E9, 1092 nucleotides. Its product is annotated as TauD/TfdA family dioxygenase. Gene Ontology annotation, molecular function: oxidoreductase activity. Lineage: Eukaryota; Fungi; Ascomycota; Eurotiomycetes; Eurotiales; Aspergillaceae. The transcript has 7 exons. The record is from RefSeq and is a predicted model, not a curated record. The coding region runs from base 1 to 1092 and encodes 363 amino acids.